This is a messenger RNA of Colletotrichum phormii, 1163 nucleotides long. RefSeq lists its product as uncharacterized. The coding region runs from base 203 to 973 and encodes 256 amino acids. The record is from RefSeq and is a predicted model, not a curated record. Lineage: Eukaryota; Fungi; Ascomycota; Sordariomycetes; Glomerellales; Glomerellaceae. The transcript is spliced from 3 exons.
UUCUUAAUUGUUUCUGGACCUCCGGUCUGUCUCCAGCGAAUUCUCUUCGUCACGACUGUAAUCAGCUUCUAUCGUCACGCCAAAAGUCUUUGCCACACGAAACUCUGAGCGCGCGCGUCGCGUACCAUAUCACACCUACAUGCGCCUGAAUCUCGGCACAUCUCUUCGUUAGACGACAACUUCUGUUCUCUUGCCCGGAGGCAUGGACCAAAUCUCAGAUACGAGCCCGCGCUCUGGACCAGAUUCCUCAAGAACAACAGCCGACAAAAGACGUACUCUCAGAACCUACAGCAAGCGUACGCGCGCAGCUGACGACGAAGUCGGGUCCCUCCUGUUCAAGAAGCGCAAAGCCGAAGCCGAACCACCAACGCGGACGCCAGACCUUCCACGGCUGCCUCCCGCUCAAUCUGCGCCGCCAUCAAGCAGCAUACCCAAGAGCUCAAUUCUGAGUUACUUCAAGCCCUGCCGGUCAAGCUCGGCCACGGAAGCCUCCGACCCCUUGUCCGACUCGGAAAAGCUGGUCAAUACUCCACCCUCAUCACCUCCCGUCUUCAGAAAGAUCAAGGAACCCCGCCGUCUGAAGCUACGACACAGCACGCCACUGUCACAUACAUCGGACCCUUUGGAGGGCGAAAAGGACGAGAACGAAGAAGGCAGUGUCAUCGUUGAACGGAAAGUACAAAAUACUCGCAGGACAAGAGCACGUGGUGCUACAGAGCUGCAAGAUGUCGACGAGAACAAACUCAACGAGCUUGUCGACCUCGGGAAGAUCGAAUCCCAGGUUAAGCUGAAGAAACCUUCCUCCCGAUCAAAGCCUGUUCCGACUGUCCAGACGACCAUCAACCUAUCUUCGAAACCUACUUUUAUGGAGUGUAAGACGUGCCGGAUAGUGUACAACCCGCUACACCCGGCAGACGUCAAAUAUCACUCUCAACGGCACGCGGCAUUCCUCCGGGGCAGGGCGAAAGCAUGAGACUUGGCGCAACAUCUCUGGCAUAGCAUCUGUUUUGAAAUAUUGAUUCAAUGAUACCCACUUAGCAACAAUAAGAAUAUCCUUUGCAUUUCGUCCAGAUCGUAAGAGCGUUUAUGAAGCAUGAGGUAGCUAAGCUAAAUGAGUGGCAAGAAAGUGAAGAAAGAAAACAAAAUGAGCGACAACAAAUGAG